Messenger RNA from Neltuma alba, 1927 nucleotides. Its product is annotated as metal tolerance protein 9. The record is from RefSeq and is a predicted model, not a curated record. Gene Ontology annotation, biological process: zinc ion transmembrane transport. Gene Ontology annotation, molecular function: zinc ion transmembrane transporter activity. Bases 75 to 1703 code for a protein of 542 amino acids. NCBI's taxonomy places the organism in Eukaryota, Viridiplantae, Streptophyta, Magnoliopsida, Fabales, Fabaceae. The transcript has 7 exons. Gene Ontology annotation, cellular component: plasma membrane.
UGUAAAGUGCUAUACACGGCCAUUCCCACCACCACCAACAGAAAGCGUAAUGCUCUCAGAAGAAUCCGGAAAUCAUGGCAGAGGUGGAUGAGUGUCGCAGUAGCGCCAUCACGGAAGCCGGCAGAAGGGAACCGCUUCUUCCGUCGUCGGACGUCAAGUCGGCGAAGCCUUCUUCUCCAAUGUCCUGGAGACUCAAUGUUAAGGAGUUUCGUUUGCCAAGCCAUAGUGGUGACCAUCCUAAUCACCGUUCUUUCGGCUUUAAAGGCCUUCUUCGCAGACCCCGAAAGCAACGCAAGGUGGCAGAAUAUUACAAGAACCAAGAAAGGCUCCUUGAAGGAUUCAAUGAGAUGGAUACAAUGAAUGAAACGGGUUUCUUUCCCGGAAGUCUCACUGAGGAUGAAAUGAAGCAACUAGCAAAGAGGGAGAGAGUGGCAGUUCAUGUGUCAAAUUUUGCUAACUUGGUGUUAUUUUCAGCAAAGGUUUAUGCUUCAGUUAUGAGCCAAUCGUUAGCAGUCAUUGCCUCAACACUAGACUCCCUCCUGGAUCUCUUAUCUGGGUUGAUAUUGUGGUUCACUUCCCAUGCCAUGAAAAACCCAAACCAAUAUCAUUACCCAAUUGGCAAGAAACGGAUGCAACCAGUGGGUAUCAUUGUUUUUGCAUCUGUGAUGGCAACCCUGGCCUGUGAAUGCACGUGUGAUGUUGCAGAACCAGACGCGGCCACCCAAAAGGACAAACCAAGCCAAACUCUCAAAUUCAAAGUCGUCUCUAUCGCUUCCAUCCUCGUCGCCGGUGCUCUUGGGGUGAGCCUCCCUUUACUGAGCCGGAAAGUCCCAUAUCUCGACCCCCAGAACGACGUGUUCUUCAUGGUGAAGGCUUUCGCCGCCGGCGUGAUCCUCGCAACUGGGUUCGUUCAUAUAUUACCAGACGCCUUCGAGACUCUCACUUCGCCGUGCUUGAAGCACGGCCCGUGGUCCAAAUUCCCGUUCACCGGCCUCAUCGCCAUGGCGGCUUCGGUGGUGACGCUAAUGACAGAUUCAAUCGCCACAGGGUACUAUAAGAAGCAACAUUUCAACAGCUCAAAGCAAGUUUCUACAGAUGCUGAUGAAUUAGAAUCAGGAAAUGAAAAUGCUGGUCACGUUCAUGUGCAUACCCACGCCACACAUGGCCAUGCUCAUGGAUCAUCUCACGAUGUCGAACUACUAACAUCAUCAUCAGCUGAAGUGAUCCGUCACAGAAUCAUAUCGCAGGUGUUGGAGUUAGGAAUAGUGGUUCAUUCUGUGAUCAUUGGGAUAUCACUGGGAGCUGCGCAAAGCGUUCAAACUAUAAAGCCUCUUCUUGUGGCACUUUCAUUUCAUCAGUUUUUUGAGGGCAUGGGUCUUGGUGGCUGCAUUUGCCAGGCAAAAUUCAAGUCAACAUCGGCAGCAAUAAUGGCAAUAUUUUUCUCACUGACAACGCCAAUGGGGAUAGCGAUAGGAGUGGGAAUAUCAGGAGUUUACAGAGGCAACACCCCAGCGGCUCUCAUAGUGGAAGGAGUCUUCAACUCUGCAUCUGCAGGAAUUCUCAUAUAUAUGGCUUUGGUUGAUCUUCUUGCUGCUGAUUUCAUGAACCCUAAGCUUCAAUCCAACUCCAAGAUUCAACUUUCUGCUCAUCUCUCUCUUCUUCUCGGCAUAGCUUCCAUGUCUUCUCUAGCCAUCUGGGCUUGAACAUCACAAGUUUUUUUUUUUGUUUUUGUUUUUGUUGUUGAAGUAGUUAACAUUCUGCAGAAGGCAAUAACUUUCUAGCUAGCUAAGACAGUUUUGUAAUUUUUUUGGGGAAGAAAGGGUUUCUAGAUCAUGUAUAUCGCAUAUGUCCCUGGAACUUUAUGGUCAUAACUUUUGAAUUUUUGGAGAAAAUUAUUUAUAAAUUUUGAAAAUUAAGCACAUAAAAA